Molecule: messenger RNA, 5588 nt
Organism: Meriones unguiculatus (Mongolian gerbil)
Lineage: Eukaryota; Metazoa; Chordata; Mammalia; Rodentia; Muridae
Gene: Zranb3
Product: zinc finger RANBP2-type containing 3
Exons: 22
Coding region: 746-4114 (1122 amino acids)
Biological process (GO): replication fork processing; DNA repair
Cellular component (GO): nuclear replication fork
Molecular function (GO): nucleic acid binding; zinc ion binding; ATP-dependent chromatin remodeler activity
Source: RefSeq, a predicted model, not a curated record
AGUCACUGGAGAUAUGGAAGACAAUUAUAUUUCUUCAGGGAAUGUUUGUAGAGGCUUCAAAUACGAAGGGAGAAUUUUGUCCUUCAUGUGGGGAGAUGUGAGAAAGGCUUUAAGGAUUUGGCUCCGCCCCUUAGCGGUAACGGGUUCUAAGCUGAACACCUGGUUUCUCCAGUCUUAGUGGUGGAGGGCAGGUCUUUGGGUUAUGGAACUACAAUCCCCAAGAUGCAUUGCGAACCCUAUAACAGUUUCCUCCGUUUGCUUCCUGUGACAAUUCAUGGGAAUUGUAGUUCUCGAGAGGUUACUGUGUAUCCUUGUCCACAUGAGUAAGAAGAAAGUUUUGAAUAAUCUGGAGUUGAGAAUGAGGUCGUAAGGUUUUAUUCAAGUCUUUUCGCCACAGUGAAGGAGGACUUUAAAAAAGAAGGGUCAGGGGAUUCCUCCGGACACCGCAGGAUUUUAGAGUGCUCCUAUUUGUACUCUCCCACUUUCAGGCCAUCCCUUUAGCGUCACUUCCUCUUAGCUGAAGACACUUGCAAAAGGCUUGGCGGGAGUUGGAGAUUCCAAAGCUAGUACACCAGUUUUGGCGGUCUGGAAGUGCUGUGUAGGGCAAGAGAGGGAAAGUUGAAUGUACUUUAAUUGCGCUUUAAGAAAAGAGUAGGUAAGAGUCGGGCGUGGAGGCUCGUGUCUGUAACAACAGGAAGACGAAAGGUCGCGCAGCGAGUUCACAGCCUGGGCUGCACAGCUCACCAUGCCUGCAGCUGGUACCAAAAAGGCUACUACAUCUCAGACUUCUUUAAUCAGCGAAUCAUACACACAGCUGGAUUUUUUACCCGACAAGCUCAGAACAAAGCUGCUUCCAUUCCAAAAAGAUGGCAUUGUUUUUGCCCUCAGAAGAGAUGGCAGGUGUAUGGUGGCUGAUGAAAUGGGUCUAGGAAAGACAAUCCAAGCAAUUGCAAUUGCUUACUUCUACAAAGAGGAAUGGCCCCUGCUAAUAGUCGUCCCUUCGUCUCUGAGGUACCCGUGGGUAGAGGAACUAGAAAAAUGGAUCCCAGAGCUAGAGCCAGAGGAAAUCAAUGUUAUCAUGAAUAAAACGGACAUUGGGAGAAUCCCGACCAGCAGAGUGACAGUCCUAGGCUAUGGUCUCUUAACCACGGAUGCUCAGACUUUGGUGGAUGCACUCAACAGCCAGAACUUCAGAGUCGUCAUAGUGGACGAGUCGCACUACAUGAAGUCUAGAACUGCUGCCCGCAGCAAGAUUCUCCUGCCCGUGGUGCAGAAGGCCAGGCGGGCCAUUCUUCUCACAGGGACACCAGCCCUGGGAAGGCCUGAGGAGCUUUUCAUGCAGAUUGAAGCUCUUUUCCCACAAAAAUUUGGAACGUGGAUCGAGUAUGCUAAAAGAUACUGCAAUGCACAGAUCAGAUACUUUGGUAGAAGGCGUCAGUGGGAUUGUAGAGGGGCAUCAAACCUUAGCGAACUUCACCAACUACUAAGUGACAUAAUGAUCAGAAGAUUAAAGAGCGAAGUUUUAAGCCAGCUGCCCCCAAAAGUCAGACAGCGCAUUCCGUUUGACCUCCCACCAGCAGCUGUGAAGGAACUGAAUGCCAGCUUUGAAGAAUGGCAAAAAUUAAUGAGAGGUCCAGAUUCAGGUGCCAUGGAGACUGUUCUAGGCUUGAUAACGUCCAUGUUCAAACAGACUGCAAUUGCCAAGGCAGGUGCAGUGAAGGACUACAUUAAGAUGCUGCUUCAGAAUGAGUCGCUUAAGUUUCUGGUCUUCGCUCACCAUUUAAGUAUGCUCCAAGCUUGCACGGAAGCAGUCAUCGAAAACAAGGCUCGUUACAUCAGGAUAGAUGGAAGUGUGCCAUCUUCAGAAAGGAUUCAUCUGGUGAAUCAGUUUCAGAAGGAUCCCGAUACCCGGGUGGCUAUCCUGAGCAUUCAGGCUGCUGGCCAGGUUUUCCAGCAGCAAAGUGAGUCGAGCUCGUCAUCAGAGGAUAAGGCGGUUUUGUGUGUGCAGCCCCGUCAGCCUGUUGAAGUGCCUUCAGACAUGUCCUCUUGCAGCUCACUUGCAUAUCUUGGAAUAAGUAGUCUUCACUUGCUGCUGAUGAGUUUAAUCUUCCUUAUUUGUCUGAAGGGUUUGACGUUUACUGCGGCCAGUCACGUCGUCUUUGCUGAGUUGUACUGGGACCCGGGACAUCUCAAACAAGCCGAAGACCGUGCUCACCGAAUCGGACAGUGCAGUUCUGUGAAUAUUCACUACCUUAUCGCAAACGGCUCUCUGGACAGCCUGAUGUGGGCAAUGCUGAAUCGAAAGGCCCAGGUCACAGGAAGCACCCUGAAUGGCAGGAAGGAGAAACUCCAGGCUGCAGAAGAUGACAAGGAGAAGUGGGGUUUUCUGCAGUUCGCUGAAGCAUGGACCCCAAGUGACAGCUGUGAGGAUCUCAAGGAUGCCGUGUUCACUCAUUUUGAAAAAGAAAAGCAGCAUGAUAUUCGAUCAUUCUUCUUACCAAAACUGAAAAAGAGACAGUCGGAAACAUCCUGUGAGGAAUCAAAGGUAUUCAAGGAGAAGAUUAAAGUGGCCUCAGACCCUGGAAAAAUGGCUUCAAGUGACAGCACUGAUGACAAAAAUGGUUUUGAACCUGAAGCUAAAAGAUUCAAGACACUCAGCGGCACUCUGGAGGAAAGGCCGUCCCUGCGAGUGAGAGCCACAUCCAUGGAAGGUGUCCAUGAGCUCAAGUCCCCACUGGCCUCCCCGGCGCGUCCUGAGAAGGGGUGGCAGUGUGGCCUCUGCACCUUCCUCAAUGACCCGGUCCUUCCUUACUGCGAGAUGUGUGAGAACCCGCAGGGCAGAGCUGCUGGCCUCAACCAUAUGGAGAAUAACAACAAAAAUGGGGAAGAUAAUUCUCAGAAAAGCUCCUCCAAAAAUGAUCAGGCUGGUUUGGACUGUUUAAAACAACUGCCUGAACACUCGGAAGUUGGGCAGUUGGCUAAUAAGAAGGAAGAAACAUUGGAAGGUGAGAGGGAAGGCAGACUGCUGUCCCAGGCAGGGACUGGGCAAUUGAACAGUUCAGGCACUCCGCCAGCGCGUGAGACCUUCAUGUUCUGUGCGAGUCGGAACACCGAGCGGGUCCACCUCUACACCAAGGACGGGAAACCGAUGAACUGUAACUUCAUUCCUUUGGAUAUAAAAUUAGACCUUUGGGAAGAUUUACCAGCAAGCUUUCAACUGAAACAGAAUCGCUCAGUGAUUCUGAGGUUUGUCCGAGAAUGGAAUAGUCUAACUGCCAUGAAGCAGAGGAUGGUCAGGAAAAGUGGGCAGCUGUUCUGCAGCCCAGUCCUGGCACUGGAAGAGAUCUCAAAGAAACAAGCCAAGGAAAAUAGUACUAAAAGAUACAUCACUAAAGAAGAUGUUGCCACAGCCUCCAUGAAUAAGGUGAAAAAUGACGGGGGACACGUCCGUUUGAUCACCAAGGAGUCCAGGCCACAGGGCCCUUCCACAAAAAAGCUUGGCCGAGCCUGUGUCCCAUCUCCAAAUCCCUGCCCAACUGACCUCGCUGUUGAGCCAUCCCCGUCCAAAGGCUACAUCCAGGCUGUGGAUAAGGAAGGAAGGCCGCUCUGCCUCCGCUGCCAGCACCCCGCCUGCCAGCCUGAGCAAGGGUCUAAAGCCAGCGCCUGGGACUCACGGUUCUGCUCCCUCAAGUGUCAGGACGAAUUCUGGAUCCGAUCCAAUAACAGCUACCUGCGAGCCCAGGUGUUCGCAGCGGAGCACGGUGUGUGCCAGCUGUGCGGUGUGGACGCACAGGAGCUCUUCCUGCAAGUGAGAGAUGCUCCUAAGAGUCAGAGGAAGAGUCUGCUAGACGCUGCCUGGGCCGCGAAGCUCCCCCUGGAGCAGCUCAAUGACAUGCUGAGGAACCCAGGAGAAGGCCACUUCUGGCAGGUGGACCACAUCAAGCCGGUGUACGAGGGGGGAGGACAGUGCUCCCUGGACAACCUGCAAACUCUUUGCACAGUGUGCCACAAGGAGAGAACAGCCCGACAAGCCAAGGAAAGAAGCCGGGUGAGACAGCGCUCUCUGGCAGCAAAGCACGGCUCAGACAUCACUCGGUUUCUGCUGAAGAAGUGAAGCAGGUGGGAGGACCUGACACGUUUAGCUUCAUGUUUGUCUAGUAUUUUAUUUUAAUUCUCUCUCUUCUUUUUCCUCCUGUGGGCCCUCUUCAUCAGGUAUCACCAAACCUUCUGCAGGUCUCUGCAGUGCAGGGUGAUUUUUUUCUCAUUCUCCUGGCAAUCAGUUCAACAUUCUGUAGCCUUCCAAAGCAGAAGUCUCUCCCUCUCCAAGUCCUUGACAGUGAGCUUCAGUUCUUGACCUGCCGCUUCACCAUCCCCGCUGGCCGCACCACGAUUCUUUUGCACCCUCUCUGGGCCAGCCCAGGAGCUGCAGUAGUUCUCUGUGUUGCAAUGGCCUGGAGCUGAGAGGCUUCCUUGCUUUACUCAGAGCUGGAGUGACAAGAGAAGGAGCUGCUGCAGUUUCUUGAUCUUGUCCAUCAGCCAUAGGGUCACAGGGUCACACUCGUCCAUCACAAUUUGCAUCAAAAACCUCUUGAACCAUUGAACGAAUUCAAAAUUGUCCUGAAAUUUUCCUUUUUCUAAUUUAUCCACAGGAACUAUUUUGUCAACACCUGCUUGUAGUCUUUUAAGUUCUAAACAUACUCGUGUUCUAGCUUGGCUUGAAAUUUCACUUUCUUCCAGGCAGUGGAACCAGGGAGGAACAUGACCUCAGACUGACAGUGUCAGGUCCCACUGCAGGGACUCACUAACCCAAGCCAGCAUGUCACAUCGACUUAGCUUAUCUGUCUAGUAUUUAAGAAUGAAAGGUUUUCAAACAUAAAUCGAGAAGUAAAGUUUAGGGUUUGUGCUAAGUACUAAAGGUAUGGUGGGAAGCAUGUCUGUGGUCCUACUGACUCCAUGCAGAUUGGGAAUUAUGUUUCAGCAAGAUUUCCUUCAGCUUUUGUUUCCUCUUCUACACCUUAAUCACUGCAUCACACAUAGAUAAUAUGUAAUAAAUAUAUUCCCAGUUACUGAGAGUUGCUCCUUGAUUAGUAUUAGUGAUUAGUUCUGGACUGUGUGGUAUAAAUGGAACAUUCCAGAACAAUGAGGGAAAUUUUGGAGACUAGUCUUCAUUAUUAAAUGAAUUCCAGGCAGACCGUGACCAGCCUACUUCUUAUAAAGCACCUCCAAACCAAGACUUUGGGUGCACGUGCGGGCUGUUGCCUCCUUGUUUUAUUUCUGCACCAGUCGUCUCUAUUGAAAUAUCUCUGUGAAUAAACUCACUGUAAUCAGACAUGGCAUCUGUGUAGAACUUGUGUGCUCUGGGUAGGCACACAAACGACAAAGCGUGGCGUAUUAUGCCGUACACACCUUGUGUUCUACUUUUCUGUUUGCUCAUUGGUUUGCUUUUUGCAUUUUGGUUUGUUUUGAAUGUAUAAAACCAUGCUCACUAUCAAAACAGCCUUUGUCUCUUGGUUCUCAUUUUCUGGUUUUCAAAUUCUGGUAAUACUUUGUUUUGUUUUAAAAAUAAACCUUGUUAAGGUGUUUUUAAA